CCCAUUGGCCGAGCGCUGCGGGGCGCGGCGGCGCUGCGGGCGCUGAUUGGCGGCCGGGCGCGCAGGGGCCGUGCGCGCGGGCAGCAUGGCGGCGCCGGCGCGGCGGAGCGUCGUGUUCGUGACCGGCAACGCCAAGAAGCUGGAGGAGGUCACGCAGAUCCUCGGGGACUCCUCUCCCUACACGCUGGUGGCGAAGAAAAUUGACCUGCCCGAGUACCAGGGGGAGCCGGACGAGAUCUCGGUGCAGAAGUGCCGCGAAGCCGCCCGGCAGGUUCAGGGACCUGUCAUAGUAGAGGACACCUGCUUGUGCUUCAAUGCCCUGGGGGGGCUCCCAGGCCCCUACAUAAAAUGGUUCCUGGAGAAGCUCAAGCCAGAAGGCCUGUACAAGCUGCUGGCUGGCUUUGAGGACAAGUCUGCCUACGCGCUCUGCACCUUCGCCUUCAGCAGCGGCAACCCCGAGGAGCCCGUGAGGCUCUUCAAAGGCCAGACCCACGGGGUGAUAGUGGAGCCCAGGGGCCCUCGGGAUUUUGGCUGGGAUCCCUGCUUCCAGCCAAAUGGCUACAACCAGACCUACGCUGAAAUGCCCAAGGCAGUGAAGAACUCCAUCUCACACCGGUACAGGGCGCUGAGCGAGCUCUCCGCCUUCUUCGUUCAGAGCAGCUCGGCAGAGCUCGGCUAGCGCGCGGCCACACGGGAUUCCUGGCGCCGGGAAGGGCUCUGCAGGUGCCCCAGCCCGCACCCCUGCCGCGGCAGGCGCUGUGCGCGUCACUGCGCUCCGCUGCGGGCUGCCAUUAAAGCCGCUCCUCUUGAACCCGC
Messenger RNA from Passer montanus (Eurasian tree sparrow), 816 nucleotides. It is a transcript of the gene ITPA, whose product is annotated as inosine triphosphatase. Lineage: Eukaryota; Metazoa; Chordata; Aves; Passeriformes; Passeridae. Bases 86 to 679 code for a protein of 197 amino acids. The record is from RefSeq and is a predicted model, not a curated record. Gene Ontology annotation, cellular component: cytoplasm. Gene Ontology annotation, biological process: nucleoside triphosphate catabolic process. Gene Ontology annotation, molecular function: nucleoside triphosphate diphosphatase activity. The transcript is spliced from 8 exons.